GGGAUCUGACCACAUCGCGCACACACGCCCUCCCCGUCGCCCAACCACGUCGGGGCUCUCGCCGGAACGGAAACCUUGCCGCCGGCAGCCUUCCUCUCCACCCGCACCGCGCACGCUCAAUCCUCUCUACCCCCUCCUCCCCCCCGCCGCCCCCGAAUCCAUCCUCCACGCGACCGCCCCCGCCGUCUCCCCCGCCGGACUCGCCGCGCCGCCCCUGUCCACGCCUCCUCCCGAGGUGUCGAGCGGGGCAAAUGGCGCAGAUCCCGAACCUCGACAACUCGCCGCUCAAUCUCACUGCCCUCAGGGAGCAGUCACAGAAGGACCUACUCAACAUAGUCAAGAGUAUUAGGGGGAAGAAGUGCCUUGUCAUCGAUCCCAAGCUCGCCGGCACCCUCUCGCUGAUCCUGCAGACCUCCGUGCUCAAGGAAUAUGGCGCGGAGCUGCGGAUCCUGUCUGCUGACCCGCUGCAGACGGAGUGCCCUAAAGUGGUGUAUCUUGUUCGCUCGCAACCCAACUACAUGAAAUUUGUUGCGAAUCAAAUUAAGAGCGACGAACCCAAAGGGCUACAGAGGGAAUAUUUUCUAUAUUUUGUACCACGCCGUACAGUUGCUUGUGAGAAGAUUUUGGAGGAAGAGAAAGUUCACCAAAAGUUAACAAUUGGAGAAUAUCCCUUGUAUCUAGUUCCGUUGGAUGAGGAUGUCCUUUCUUUUGAGCUAGACUAUUCCUUGCAGGAAUGCCUUAUUGAAGGAGAUACUAGUUCUGUCUGGCACGUUGCAAAAGCUAUUCAUAAGCUAGAGUUUGCCUUUGGAGUUAUCCCCAAUAUUAGGGCCAAGGGCUUAGCAUCAUUCAAAGCUGCAGAGUUGCUGAACAAUAUGCAGCUUGAAGAUCCUGUCAACAUGGAUAAUAUGGGGAUGCCAGAGAUAGACACCCUCAUUUUGCUAGACAGAGAGGUGGAUAUGGUGACACCGAUGUGUUCUCAGUUGACGUACGAAGGUCUAUUGGACGAGAUGUUGGAAAUUCACAACGGAACCGUGGAAGUCGAUUCGAGCAUUAUGGGGGCCCAACAAGAUGGGAAAAAGGUCAAGGUUCCACUCAAUUCAAGUGAUAAGUUGUACAAGGAGAUUCGAGACCUCAACUUGCAUGUUGUAGUUCAGGUUGUGCGCCAAAAGGCAACAUCUAUUCAGCAAGAUUAUGCAGAAGUAAAAUCCACCAAUACACAGUCGGUUUCUGAGCUGAAGGAUUUUGUGAAGAGGUUACACUCGCUACCGGAGAUAGCCAGGCAUGUUAAUUUGGCACAACAUUUGCAAUCAUUUGCGGCAAAACCCUCAUUUCAUGCCCGAGUAGAGAUUGAACAAAUAAUAUUGGAGGUGGAGAACUAUGAAACGUGUUUCGAGUACAUUGAAGAUAUAAUACAGAAGCAAGAACCUAUUGAAACUGUUCUUCGCCUUCUAGUGUUAUUCUCCCUUACAAAUGCUGGGUUACCAAAGAAGAAUUUUGACUACUUGAGGAGGGAAAUACUGCAUAGUUAUGGCUUUGAGCAUAUGUCCUUGCUAUACAAUCUGGAAAAAGCUGGCCUGGUUAAGAGGCAGGAAUCGAGGAGUAAUUGGGUUGGUAUUAGCAGAGCUCUGCAGCUUAUAGUUGAUAUAAAGGAUCCUGAAAAGCCUGAUGAUAUAUCAUACAUCUUUUCUGGAUAUGCCCCUCUUAGCAUUCGCCUCGUUCAGCAUGCAGUGAGGUCUGGAUGGCGAACUAUGGAAGAUCUGUUAAAAUUAUUGCCAGGUCCACAUCUGGAUUUGAAAAGAGGUGUUUCGUCCAUUAGUUCUUCAUCGGAAGUACUCCCAGGUUCUGUGGGACAACAGAGUACCGACCGGGUUGGUCAUCGCUCCCUGGUUCUGGUUGUAUUUAUUGGUGGUGUAACAUCUGCUGAGAUUGCUGCACUUCGAUUUCUUAGUGCGCAGGAAGGGAUGGGCUAUGAUUUCCUGGUUGCAACUACGAAGGUUAUCACUGGCAACACGUUGCUGAGACCAAUUAUAGCCAGCAGCAAAGAGGGAAUGAUUUGAUCGUAUUUGUUGUGCAUAUCCGUUUUUUGAUUGUACAAAGCAGCUCACACUCUGAGCCCCAGAGGGAUUUCCAUCUUUAGUUCUGACGCUGUUAUUCUGAGUGGAAACUUUGAGGCCCGCGGUCUUCUGUCCAUCAGAUGAGCCUCGUUUUUCUGUGAGGUACUGCAGACAGUGUAUAUAUUUAUAUCUCCUGUACAAAUUGGGCUGAAUUAAUGAACGCAUUAGUGCUAGAUGGA
Lolium perenne is the source of this 2293-nucleotide messenger RNA. Its product is annotated as vacuolar protein-sorting-associated protein 33 homolog. NCBI's taxonomy places the organism in Eukaryota, Viridiplantae, Streptophyta, Magnoliopsida, Poales, Poaceae. The record is from RefSeq and is a predicted model, not a curated record. Gene Ontology annotation, biological process: vesicle-mediated transport.